AUGCUGCACCUCAGCUUCUUUCCACUGCUUGUGCUGCUGCUGGUGGCCACCCUCGGGGCUGCCUUCCCCAAGGAUGCCCUGAAGAAGAGCUGCAGCCUGUUCAAAUACCAGUUCCUCGUGCCCCACGAGCUGAAGGCCAUGCAGAAAAUGAAGGAGCAAUUUGAGGACAUCAUGCUGCUGUCAGAUCGCAAAUGCAACACCAGGGUCUUCCAUCGGAAAUGGAGCCCGGCGGAGCUGUCGGUGCCUGACCGAGUGAUGCUGGUGGAAGCCGAGCUGGAUCUCACCACCGCCAUGCUGGCGCUCCCUGCCAACCCCAGCUUUACCGAGAUGCGCCAGCAGCCCCUGGCCUUCCUCACCCAAGCCCAGGAGGACCUGCGAGGCUGCAUGGCCAUGGAGGCUCCUUCGCAUCAGCCCUCCAGGAAACUGAGGCACUGGCUGCAGAAGCUGCAGACGGCCAAGAAAACAGAGACCACAGGCUGCCUGGAGGCCUCUGCCAUCCUCCACCUCUUCCAAGUGCUGAACGACCUGCAAUGCGCAGCCCUCCGGGACCAAUGCACUUAG
Messenger RNA from Charadrius vociferus (killdeer), 561 nucleotides. Its product is annotated as interferon lambda-3-like. NCBI's taxonomy places the organism in Eukaryota, Metazoa, Chordata, Aves, Charadriiformes, Charadriidae. Bases 1 to 561 code for a protein of 186 amino acids. The record is from RefSeq and is a predicted model, not a curated record. The transcript is spliced from 5 exons. Gene Ontology annotation, biological process: cell surface receptor signaling pathway via JAK-STAT; positive regulation of immune response; defense response to virus. Gene Ontology annotation, molecular function: cytokine activity.